Huiozyma naganishii CBS 8797 is the source of this 636-nucleotide messenger RNA. It is a transcript of the gene COQ10, whose product is annotated as ubiquinone-binding protein COQ10. The record is from RefSeq and is a predicted model, not a curated record. Gene Ontology annotation, biological process: cellular respiration; ubiquinone biosynthetic process. The coding region runs from base 1 to 636 and encodes 211 amino acids. The transcript has a single exon. Lineage: Eukaryota; Fungi; Ascomycota; Saccharomycetes; Saccharomycetales; Saccharomycetaceae. Gene Ontology annotation, molecular function: ubiquinone binding. Gene Ontology annotation, cellular component: mitochondrion.
AUGUCUCUGGUGGCCACAAGGUUGAGUUUGAAAGCUGCCAGCCCGCUAUGGCGGUCCCCGAACAGAAGGUUUCUGUGGCUUCUGGGUGGCCGGGACAACAACGACAGCAGGUCAGCGAGCACGACAACGAGGGUCCAAACAUACUCACUGUCAAAGACUGUCAACAAUGCGUCACCUUUACAGGUCUACGAUGUUGUCUCUGAGGUGGGGAAGUAUAAAGAGUUUAUCCCUUACUGUGUGGAGUCCUUCGUCGAUAAAAGGGACCCGCAGACCGAGAGACCGAAGCUCGCUGGGUUGCGAGUUGGCUUCAAACAGUACGACGAGAAAUUUGUGUGCAAUGUUGCCUGUGAGGAGGUCGAACAAGGGUCCCAGUACACCGUGGAGGCGGAAUCCAUAUCGCAUCAUCUCUUUGAGGUGUUGAAUUGCCGAUGGACCAUCAAGAAGCACCCGCGGAGGCCGAACUCGAGUCAGAUGGAUCUUCUGCUGAAGUUCCAGUUCAAAUCAGCUCUGUACAACAGCGUAUCAUCGCUGUUUGCGAGAAGCGUGACGCAACUCGUGCUAAACGCCUUCGAUAAAAGGGUGUUCCAAGUAAUGAAGAGGGACUACAGCGCGAGGAAUCAAGCUGGAGUCCAGUAG